UUUUCGUCACGUUUCCAGGGAGUGCUUAUGUGUUCUGUGAAAUGAGAGAAGGAUUUAUUUCAUCGGCUGGUGUAGUUACGAUUAAUCCCGCGACGCGGAGAACGACGGUCUUCGUCAUCUUCGAAGUGGCUGUCAUCUUUUAUUUGAUACGCCUCAGCCACGACACUCAUAGUUCUGCACUAAAAUCUACUGCGUUUUUCAACGUCUUCGUCUGUUUUUGCCUAAUCGUCAAGAUAAUCGGAGAAUGUGUGCCACAUUUUACUCCGAACCCAAAGUUUUCCUACGGUUACGACCGUCUUGAAGUGAUCGUUGUGUUCAGUUCUGUCAUCCUGUGCAUCUUGGGAUCAGUUUUCAUCGUGAAAGAGGGCAUUGAAGCAUUUUUCCAUGUUCAUCACGCCGUGACAUCGACUGGAGGGGGAAGGCUAUUCGUUGGUGCGUGCGUAGGAUUUUUUUCCCAAGUUUUUGGGAUCCUCGGCGCACGAUGCAGAACGCUUACGCAUGUUUUUGAUUCCUGCAACACGAGUUGGUUUCAAGAAAUAUUCAUUGGCAUGGGAAGGCGGCUGGUUAAAUUUAGCCCAGCUCUUGGUGGCAGGUUGAGGAAAGUGACGAGGAUCAAUCCGUGUUACCUGGUGUCGUUCUCCAAUUUCUGUUCCAUUGGAUUCUUGGAAUCCAUGGUUCCCACGUCGCAAUUUAGGAUUGUCGAUUUGGCUGUGUCUCUGUGGACCGCUGUCCUGAUCUCGUCCACAAUGUUACCGUUUGUUGUGUUCACCGCCAAAAUCUUGAUGCAGUUCCCUCCGGAACAUUCGAGCCCUGCCUUGGAAGUUGCCCUCUUGGAAAUCCUGACAGCAGUGGACGGAGUUCUCGAGUGUCAAGAUGAACGAUUUUGGCAAAUCGGGUUUCCUACCUCGUUGGGCGGCCGUUGUGUUGCCGGCGCGUUGAGAGUUCGGGCGCGUCGAGAUGCGAAUGAAGCCGUGAUUAUUCGCGAUGUUACUUUGCGACUUUCGCACCUGGUGAGUAACUUAACGGUGCACGUAUUCAAAGAUGAUUGGUUGUACCGGCCGGCGAUUGGAAAUUCGCUCAUGAUUCCGUUCACGGAGGAUGUGAAGAGUUUGCCGAUUCCUGUCGGGACUCAAAAUUGGAAACAAUCGGGCUCGAUUUUAACGAGGGGUAUUAACUCGGAUUCAGCUCUGCAUACUUUUGUUGCCAUACCGGACGUAUGAGCUUACAUAUUUUGCAUUAUUAUAACAAUUACUUGAAAUGAUAAUGGUAGACUUUCAACGAUGGAAAAACGAAUGAAUCGUAUAUACAGAAAAAAAUGUCGUUGCAACGGAAGUCUAUCCGUAAAUCAUUCAUUGCAACUGUGAUAUUCGUCAACGGAGAUUUCCAGCGUCAUAUAUGACAAUGAUGGUUUGAAGGAAUUUUUAGUUUCACUAUUAGAAUAGCCUUUUUUGGAGAAAAAAUGAAAGAACUUUGAUUUUAAAGUAUUUUUUUGCUUCAACUGUGUUGAUAGACUUCAUUAAAAUUUGAUAAUUUUGCAUAGUUGGCAUUUGUUUUGAAUGUUUUUUCCAAGGUAUUGAAAAGAAUCAAAGAGUUUUUUUAAAGUUAUGGGCAUCUUUAUUUUCGCUUCUUGAAAAGUGACGAUCAAACUUUUUUAGUUAUAAAUUGAUUUUUGACUUCGUCCACCCAACGGUUAUAUUGUUGGCCGUCAAGUAUUUUUUCAAGUAAGAACGUAAGGGUUUGAAGUAAUUUAAAAGUGGCUGCAUUGUGAUUUCUCGACGAUUUGUCAUAUCAUAGUAUGUAUCACGCCAUGGUUGUGUUGCUCCAACUUCCAUGAGUUUUCUGCAAUAAAAAAAUAUUUAAUUUUAUUUUAAAUGUUGAAGAACGG
Notodromas monacha is the source of this 1885-nucleotide messenger RNA. The record is from the annotation of a GenBank genome assembly. Lineage: Eukaryota; Metazoa; Arthropoda; Ostracoda; Podocopida; Cyprididae.